Messenger RNA from Corticium candelabrum, 2836 nucleotides. Its product is annotated as complement factor B-like. The transcript has 5 exons. Bases 132 to 2609 code for a protein of 825 amino acids. The record is from RefSeq and is a predicted model, not a curated record. Gene Ontology annotation, cellular component: extracellular region. Gene Ontology annotation, molecular function: serine-type endopeptidase activity. Gene Ontology annotation, biological process: proteolysis; complement activation. NCBI's taxonomy places the organism in Eukaryota, Metazoa, Porifera, Homoscleromorpha, Homosclerophorida, Plakinidae.
UAUUGGUGGGUGUGUUGGUUAUAGUAAUGGCACAUCGUAUCUGUUAAUGACAGAACGCCCUUCGAGUCAAGGGAGGAGCUUAACACUGCUUGAUCACUUCAACAGACAAUCGAAACGCAGGAAGAAGCACUAUGCAUCUCUUUGGGGGCUCGUAUUUUAUCUUUGGAGUCUGCCUAACUGUAUUAGUCACAUUGACGUCGGCUGCAAAAUUCUGUGGAAAGCCACCUGCAGCGCCAAAACCAGGAGGGAAACUGAAAGUCUCGCCUUCUUCUCGUAGCAAUAAACGCAUCAAAGACGGCACAUCGGUAAAGUACAGUUGCAAAUCAAACUACGAAUUGAGAGGAACAAAACGGAGAAUAUGUACGAAUGGUAAAUGGAUUCCCUCAGAAAAGAAAAAGACUAAAUGUAUUCUCAUCGGCUGCGGCCACUUGCCUCUCACUAAUGCAAUAGCCUCGACAUCUCGUCCGGGUCCUGUUUAUCCAUUUGGUACAAAAGCAACCUACAGUUGCAAAAAGGAUUAUAACUUCACCGGAUCUCACAUACUUCGCUGUCUAGAGACAGGAAAGUGGUCUCCGCUUGACAAUAUUCCUCGCUGCAUAGAUUUGUACCCUUGCGGACCUCCUCCUCCUGCACCUCAACCAGGCGGUACAUCGUGUGUGACGAGCGACAGCAGGCUUAAAUUUCCGGUAGGUUUUCGCGUCAAUUACACGUGCCCGACAGGAUUUGGCCUAGAUGGAGUGCCAUAUCGAAUCUGCCCAAAAGACGGAUUUUGGUACCCAAGCGCAAGGAAGCACACAUGCAUUAAAGGUUUAGUUACUUGUCCUGAUCCAGGCAUUCCAGACAAUGGUUAUAUUAUAGUCACUUCCUUUGCAGUAAACCAUAUGGCAUCAUUUGGGUGCAAUACUGGAUACGAAAGAAAAGGAUCUGUUUGGAGAAUGUGCACAAAAUCAAAUGCAAAGAACCCUUUCUGGGAUGGACAACAGACUGAAUGUAUAGAAAUUUUCGAGAACCCGGACGUGCUUGCUGCUCGGUUUCGAGAGUCAUUUAUCGAUAGGACAAUAGCGUGUGUUAGAUCUAAUCAAACGACUAUAGUUCCCAGCUCGACGAUAGAACCAAAUCUAGCUGACACUCCUCGAUCAGCAUGCCAGGGUAAAACGGUAGUCUUAGGGGAGGGAUGCGUAGAUCUUAUAUUCGCUGUUGACACCUCACUCAGUGUUUCGGUAAAGGGUUUCAAUAAAAGCAUCGAUUUUGUGGCUAUAAUUCUUCGACUUUUUUAUCUAAGUCUUGGGACGGAAAGAGUAUACUUUAUAACUUAUGACGUAGAAGUUAAAGUAUAUAUUAGGUUUAGUAAUACUAUCACAACAGCAGAGGCAUUGGAAAUAGUAAAGAACGCAAUUUUCACUGGCGGAUCAACUUUCGUAAAUGUUGCAUUUGAUUAUAUUGUGGACGUCAUACUAUCAGAAGCGAGGAAUGACUGCAAGAUAGCUUUGUUUCUCUUGUCAGACGGGCAGAAUAAUUGGGGAGGUAAUCCGGAAACAAAAGCCACAGAACUAAAAACAACUUCUAAUGUAGAAAUCUACACAAUUGCUAUUGGAGAAUCCCAAAAAGGAUGGGACUCACUAAAACGAAUAGCGUCAGGGCAUGAUAACUUUUACGCUGUAAGAGAACCUGGAGACAUAGAGAAGUUUGCUAGAAAAGCUGUUGAAGUACCCCUAGAGUAUGGAAAACAGUGUGGUAGAACGGCAGUCAAGGAGAAGAAAUGCAGGGACCAACUAGACGAUCAUUGCAGAAGUAGUUUAGGAGCAUGGCCGUGGAUGGUGGGAAUUUACGCUUUGGGUAAAGGCAAGAACAAAAAGGAAACUAUGAUUUGUGGAGGUGCACUCAUAGGCAACUGUCACGUGCUUACAGCGGCACAUUGCCUUAAGCCCGACAAUAACACUGCAUACAAGAAAGACGACGUGCUGGUUGUUGUUGGUAACACUGAUCGAUUGGUAGACGAAAAGACCGAGGAUACACAUAAAGUUGACGAAAUUUUGAUUCAUCCUUCAUACAGUCCUAUCACGUUGGAUUACGAUAUUGCAAUACUCAAACUAAGUUGCAACGUUAGCUACAACCAUUACGUAAGAAAAGUUUGUAUGCCUGACUGUAACAAGACAACAGAUCUGUACAAAACAGGCAAAAAGUGCACAGCAGCCGGAUGGGGAGCCACUGACUACCAGGAAGGAGAAGCUUUCCAUUUGUCGACGCAUCUGCACCACAUUGAACUACCAGUUGCAGAUAAGGAGGCGUGCAAAGAACUUUCUGAAUAUCCAAUUACACCCAGGAUGUUUUGCGCUGGCGAUGCAUCAGGGGAGAAGGGCGUUUGCAAAGGUGACAGUGGAGGCCCUUUGUUUUGUAAAACAGAAAGUGAACUCGGAUGGGUGUUGACUGGAGUUGUCAGCUGGGGAGAAGGAUGCAAGCGAGCUCGAAAGUAUGAUAUCUUUACCAAUGUCUGCAAUAACGAAAUCAACUCUUGGAUAGAUGAGAAAAUAGAAAAGCACUCGUGCAGAUUUUGCGUCGAUGAGUCCGACUGCAGUUGCCAGGACAGACCAUCAAUUAAUGUGGUCUAAUCCAAUCAACUUCCCAUGGAGUAUUUCUCAAAGAACGGGUAUUAGUUUAGGCAUAAGAACUAAAGACAGUGAUUGACACAGUCGUAGUUAGUUCACUGUUUUGUGCUACUGACGUGUUGCAUUAUAUAUAAUGCUUCAUUGGUUGCAUGCAUGUUCGCAACAAUCACAAAUUGCUGUUGUUGAAAAUAGAGUGUUAGCUGUAGGCCUCAAGUUUGCACUGCAAUUAA